AGAGAUAUCGAAACACAGCAUUUCAAUUCUGAAUUUUAGCAGAUGCUUUCAAUGUUCUUAAUCCCUGAAUGAUUAAAGUGGUUUUAGAAAAAUGAGAGCUAUGCUUUUGAUAUACCUACUUUAUGUAUUUAUGAGAGUUUUGGACAUGCGACUUUUCCUGAAAAUGACGAGACGAAGAAAACGACCCUUUUGCCAAGCACGACCUCUGGGAAGCAAUUAAAAAUUAUACGGGAUAUAAUGAAUCAAGAAAAUUUAGCGCGAUUCUCAAUGAUACGGAAAAUUAAAACCUUGGUGAUGGAUGCAAUUGAUAGCAAAAACUUUAGCCAGACCCUUGAGGAAAGGCUUAAUGAUGUCUUGAAGGAAUUAGGUGACUUGAAAAUGAAUGACGACAUAUUAUAUAAAGAGAAUACAAAGCUCAAAGAUGAAAUAAAGGAUCUUUAUUUGAUACUCAAUAAUUAAACAACCAUCGAAGGUUCAGACGUUCAGAGUCUUAAUGAUUCGGAAAUUUUAUAUCUGAAGAGGAAAACUUUAUUUGUGGAAAAUCAAAUUCAAACGCUAUCAUUACAGAAUUUGGAUAUAAAUAAACAGUUAGUAUUUUUGAUGAAGAGAGAUCUGAAUUCUCUUAAAAACGAAACAACCGGUCUAAAUGAGAAAUAUGACAAAAUGCUGCAAGAGAACUUUGCUUUUCGAAAUCAAAGUAUAAUGAAUGGAAGAAAAUCUACCCAUUUAAUCGAGCGUCUUUUGUCGAUGGAAAACGGUUUGCGAACUCUUUUGGAAUCUUUUUAAAAAACAAUGGGAAAUUACCAUCAAAAGGCAACAGAUGUUAAAGCGAAGGAUUUCCGUGCCACGUAUUGUGAAAAGGAUUGGGUCCAGUUUGAGGAAAACUGCUACCUUUUCUUAAGGACGGAAUACUAUUUUAAAGAUGCGGUGGAUUAUUGUAACAGAGCUGCAGCUGGUGCUCACCUCCUUGAAAUUAAAUCUUCACGUGUAGAAAAUUGGAUUAAUCUGCAGCUUACGAUACGAGGUUUUCAAUAUGCCUGGAUUGGAUUGACAGAUAUACUCAGUGAAGGCAGAUUUGUCUUUAUCUCGACUGGAAGUAAACCAACAUACACGAAUUGGCACAAGAACGAACCUAACAAUGCAGGGAAGGUAGAACAUUGUGUUGAGAAGUAUAGGACAGGAUUGAAAUGGAACGAUAGACCCUGUGACGUAAAACGUCCCUUUGUUUGUGAACUGAGUCUUUAAAAACUUUACCAUCUACCCUUAUCAAUACGUUUUCUAUUGAGGUGUGUUCUAUACGCAAAAGGACAAAUGCGAAUCAUCAAAAUUCAUAGCAUAAGUAGCAUAUUAAACAUGCUAAACUGUACA
Saccostrea cuccullata (small rock oyster) is the source of this 1368-nucleotide messenger RNA. Its product is annotated as C-type lectin domain family 4 member M-like. The transcript is spliced from 4 exons. Bases 793 to 1245 code for a protein of 150 amino acids. Gene Ontology annotation, molecular function: signaling receptor activity. Lineage: Eukaryota; Metazoa; Mollusca; Bivalvia; Ostreida; Ostreidae. The record is from RefSeq and is a predicted model, not a curated record.